AGCAAUUAUGUACUUGAUAAUCACAACUCGUGUGCAUACACAUACUACAAAUAAGCUCAACAAGCCACAAGAAGCAACUCGACAAGCACGUUUGCAAGAAGCACGCGACAGCCACCGAUGAUAAAGUUUCUAUGUUAAAUGACACCCGUGAACAAAGGAAGAGCUCGAAUGCAGGCUAGAGGAUGAGAAGAAAUGGAGCGCGCGCAGCAGGCGCCCGCUGGCCCCUGCGCACCCUGUGCUUUGCGGCUAUACUUCUCAUAUGCAUUGGACAAGACGGCACCAGCACCGGCGGCGGCCCCAGCAGCGGCGCCGUCGCGGACUGCGGCAGCGAGUGCGGCGGCUGGGCGGCGGCGGGCGAGUGCGGCGCCAACCCGGGCUACAUGCUCGUCAACUGUGCGGCGGAGUGCGAGCAGUGCGCGGACUGCCCCGACCUCGACCCCUCCUGCGGCGGCUGGGCGGCGGCGGGCGAGUGCGGCGCCAACCCAGGCUACAUGCUCGUCAACUGCCGGAAGUCGUGCGGCGUGUGCGGCCCGCCAACGCCCCCUCCACCGCCCCCUCCUCCACCGCCACCGCCCGAUGUGCCCCCUCCUCCGCCGUCGCCGCCCGACCCGCCCACCACGCCGCCCCCCGGCCCCCAGCCGCCUCCUCCUCCUCCCACACGGCCCUUCGUGCUGCCGCCCGCCACCGCGUGCCGCCUGGUGGUGGACGUGACGGCAGUAGCCCCCGACCUCCUCAGCAGCGGCAGUAGCAGUGGCAGCGGCAGUAGCAGUAGCAGCGGGAACACCAGCAGCAACGGCAGUAGCAGCGGCAGGUUGGCGGGAGCGGUGGUGCGGCUUGACUGCCUGCCGCCGCCGGCCCAACAGCAGCCGCCAGAUAGCCAGCCCGGCCCGGCGCCCGCACCCGGGCCCACACAGUCCUCCACCUCCUCCUCCGCAUCAACAGCCGCCCCCACGCGGGUGCGUGUGGUGCUGGGGUCGCGGCUGCUGCCCUACUCCGACGACUUCACCGGAGUGACGGUGGUGACGGCGGCGGAGGCGGCAGCAGCGGUGGCGGCCGCAACAGCGGCAGUAGCACCAGCCGGAAACACCACGGCGGCGGCGGCCGCAGCGGCUGCGGCGGCGGCGGGGGCGCUACCUGUGGCGGUGUCGGAGUGGGGGGUGGCGUUCCUGGACGUGACCCACCUGCGCCUGCGGGACUCGCUGGUCGCCGGCCCGCCCCUGAGCCCCGCCGGCCCCCACCUGGCCACGCACCGUGUGCCGCACCUGGCGCUGACCGGCACAACCCUGCGCACCAUGUUCGGACCCGCGCGCAACUGGCAGUACCAGGACGGCUACGACCCCUCCAUCCCCCCCGUGUACGGCGCCGCCGUGUGUGACGAGCUGGUCACACUUCGGCUGGACGGCUUCGAGUGCUCGUCCGUACGGCAGGGCGCGGGCUGGGCCUGCCUGCUGGCGCUCUGGGCGGGGCGGCGGGGGGCGCGGGCGCUGUACGGCAUCGACACGGACGCGUACGGGGCGUACGGCGCCGGCUACGGCCGCGACCCGGAGCUAGGCCCCCCCGUGUCGCCGCCCUGGCUGUUCGUCACCUCCUCCCGCAUCACCAACAACAGGGUGCAGCGCGGCGGUCCGCUCGGGGUGCAUCAGAGGGCGCCCGCCGCCGCCGGCCCCAGCUCCGGCUGUAGCAGCAGCAGCAGCGGCAGCAGUAGCAGCGGCAGCAGUAGCAGCAGCAGUGGCGGCGGCGGGGUGGUCCAGGCAGUGGUGUCGUACAACGAGGGGUUUGGGGCGGUUGUGCUGGCGCCGGCGGCCAGUCAGCAGGCGGAGUCGGCGGCGUGGCGUGCCAGUGUCCUGGACAGCUCGGACCCUGGCGCGCAGGCCGCGGUGCCGCUGCUGGCGACCCUGGCCGCCGGCACCACCGCCACCAGCAACAGCGGCGGCCGCGGCGCAGUGCUGGCAGCGAUGUACGGAGUCAACCUGCUGCACCUGGCGCUCACCAGCGGUACCCAGCUGCUGGACAACUACGUCGACCUGGGCGGCGGCGCGGUGUACGGCCAGCCGCCGGGGGGCGGCGGCGCCGCCGCCACCGUCACACUGCGCGUCAGCCGCGGCAGCCGCGUGGCGGGCAACAGGGCGGCAGGCGGCGGGGGAGGCGGGCUGCUGCUGGGCGGCGGCGUGGCGUUGCUGGAGGUGUCGGACGGCGGGGCGCUGGGCCCAGGCAAUGUGGCGGAGGACGGCGCGGGGGGAGCGGUGGCGGUGGCGGACGAGAGCGGGCUGAGCGCCUCCCCGCCCAUCCUGGGUCGCCUGCUGCUGACCCGCGGCGGCGCCGUCGUGGGCAACAGCGCGGGAGCGGCGCGGGCGGCCCCGGGCGGCGGCCGCGGCGGCGGCGUGUUUGUGGCGGGGUCGUGCGGCGGCGUGCGUGUGGAGAGCGGCGGGGUGGCGGAGGGCAACAGCGCCUCGGCACAGGGCGGCUUCCUGGCGUGUGUGGCGUACGGCGGGUCUGACGCCGCCAUAGGCGCCAUUGAGAUCGCCGACGGCGGCGGCGGCGGCGGCGCGGUGGUAGCCAACAACACCGCAGGCGUCAGCGGCGGCGCGUUUGCAGCUCUGGGGCGCGGCGUGGGCUUGCUCAACAUCUCCAGCCUGGUGUACGACGCCGACGCCGCCAGCCCCAGCCGCCGCCCGGUGCUGGUCACCGGCAACACGGCGGCGGGCGGGCGCGGGGGGCUGCUGCUCGCCGCCGGGGCCGUGGGGGCCGUGGAGCUCAGCAGCAGCGGCGGCAUCGCCAGCAGCGGACCUGAUGGCAGUGACGGCGCCGGCAGUAGCAGUAGCAGCAGUAGCAGCGGCGGCAGUGACGGGGACGGCGAGGGGCAGUCGGCGCUGGCCCCGGCGCUGAGGGUGGAGCGCAACAGGGCCCGCUCGGACGGAGGUGUGGUGGCGGCGGAGGGCGGCUGCGGCAGUGUGGCGGUGCGCGGCCCAGGCACGCACGUGUGGGGCAACUGGGCGGACGAGGGGGACGGGGGAUUCAUCUUCGCCGCCGCCCCCGGCACUGCCGGCAGUAGCGGCAGUGCCGGCAGUAGCAGCGGGGCCCGGCGGCGCUCCGCCCUCAGCGGCCCGCAGCAGCAGCAGCAGCAGCAGCAGCAGGCUGUGCUGGUCAUACGGCGGGAGGUGCCUGCGGCUGCAGCUGCUGCUACAGCCUUCGGGCCGACGCCGCACACCAAUACCAGCAGCACCAGUAACAUGCGCAUAGGAGCAGCGGCAGUAGCAGCAGUAGCAACAGCAGCAGCAACAACUGCGGGCACGUGGAGCCCUGCCGCCACCCUCUCCGCCACCGCCGGCGCCCCGUCCGCCACCGCCCCUGGCGAUGCCGGGCGGCAGCAGUGGCUCGCCACCAGCCGCCGCCGCCACCGGGCAUUGUCGGCGCAAGGCGGCGGCAGUAGCCCUGGAGAGAGGAGCGGCAGGGGAAGUGGCAAUAGCAGUAACAGCCGCCGCCGGCAGCUGCAGACUGCCUCCGCCAGCCCCGCCAUCGGCCGGCUACUGCUGGAGGACGGCGUGCAGGUGUCGUACAACGCGGCGGGAGGGGGCGGCGGCUUCGCGGCGGCGUGGGGCGAUGUGGGUCAGGUGGUGCUGCGGGGCGGCGCGGUGGCGGAGGUCAACUCGGCGGCGGCGGGCGCGGGCGGUUUCCUGCUGGUGGCCCGAGGCGACCUGGGGCCGCCCGCGCCGGCGGCGGCAGCAGCAUGGGUGUCGGUGGCGGCGGCGCCGUGGGCUGGCGGCGACGGCCCCUCCCCCUCCGGCUCCCCCUCCGGCUCCCCCUCCGCCUCCCCCUCCGGCUCCCCCUCCGGCUCGGGCUCAGGCAGCGACGACUCCGUGCCGACGCCGGAGCAGCAGGCGCCGCCGCCAGCUGCUGCGGAAGAGCAGACGGACACCGGUGGCGGCGCGGGUGGCGGCGCGGGUGGCGGCGCGGGUGGCGGCGCGGGUGGCGGCGCGGGUGGCGGCGCGGGUGGCGGCGGCGCUGCAGGCACGGUCACAGUCACGGUCACGGUCACGGGUGCGGGCGUGGUCUGGUCCUGGUCCUGGGGAGUGGUGGUGAGCGGCGGCGGCACCGCCCUGCGCUGGAACAGGGCUGCGGAGGAGGGCGGCGGCGUGGCGGUGGUGGGCGGGCGGCUGCGCGGCGGCGUGUUGGUGGAGGGGGGCGCGGCGCUGUGGGGCAACCAGGGCUCCAGUGGCGGCGCGGUGUACGUGUCGGGUCCCGCGGGCCCCCUGGUGCUACACGGCGCCGGCACCGCCGCCGCCUCCAACGGCGCGGCGCAGGACGGCGGCGUACUGGCGGCGGCGGCGGUGGCGCAGGGGGUGUGCGUGCAGGCGGGCGCACAGCUCAUCGACAAUGCCGCGGGCCGCAGCGGCGGCGCCGUCUUCGCCGCACAACUCCAGGCCUACACCGGCGGAGGCGAGGCAGCCGGCGCCGCCGCCGCCGCCGCGGCCGCCGCCGCCGCCGCCGCCGGCACCGGCUGCCGCUACGGCGGCGGCGUGUGGGGCGUGGCGGUGGCGGGGGCGGGCACGCGCGUGUCGGGCAACAGCGCGGGACAGCAUGGUGGGGUGGUGGCGGUGGCGGCGGUCCCCGUCGCGGUGUCCAUCACCGACGGGGCCCAGGUGGUGGGCAACGCCGCAGUGGGCGGCGACGGUGGCGUGCUGUGGCUGAGGGAGGGGUUCAGGAGCCUCACGGUCAAGGGCGCCGGCACGCGUGUGUCGGGCAACCGCGCGGACGAGGGCGGCGUGGUGUGGGGCGACGCCGCCUCGGGCGCCCUCGCCUUGGGACCGGGGGGCGAGGGCGAGGGGCGGGAGGUGGAGGUGGCGGGCAACACCGCGCGAAUGAACGGCGGCGCAUUCCGGGUGAACACCCUCGAGCAGUUCUCCAUCUCCGGCCCCGGCACGCGCCUGGCCGACAACGCCGCGGGCGCCUCGGGCGGCGCGCUGGCGGUGCUGGGCGCCGUCACCACCGCCAGCAGCGCCGUGGCGGCCGGCGCGCGGGUGAGCGGCAACAGCGCCGGCAGGUCCGGGGGCUUCCUGUUCGUGCAAGGCCGCAGCUCCGGCAGCGCCACCGGGGACGCCCCCAGCGGUAGUAGCGAGAACAGCGGCAGUAGCAGCGGCAGCGGCAGUAGCAGCGGCAGUAGCAGCUAUGCAGACGGGCUGCCCGGUCUGGCUGUGGUGUCAGGUGCGGUGGUGUCGGACAACCGAGCGGAGCGCGGCGGCGGCGGCGCGGUGGCGGUGGUGGGGCGGCUGGGGCGGCUGACUGUGAGCGGGGGGGCGCGGCUGAGCGGCAACAGCGCGGGCGCGGACGGCGGGGCGGUGGCGGUGGCGGCGGGCGGCGGCGGCAGUGGUCUGCUGGAGGCGCUGGAGGUGUCGGCGGGCGCGGAGGUCAGCGACAACCAGGCGCAGGGCAGCGGCGGCGCGGUGUGGGCGGUGUGGGGUCGGGCCGUGGAGCUGAGUGGCGGCGCCGCCAUCUCCAACAACCGGGCCAGCCUGGACGGGGGCGCCCUGGCCUUCGCCUCCUGCGCCGCCUUCGGCACCGCCGCCGGCGUCAGCAACGACGUCGCAGACGGACUGGACGCCGCCAAGGGCAGUAGCAGUAGCAGGGACGGAGGGCUGCGUGUGUUGCUGACCGGUGGCAGUAGCAUGAUCGGCAACACAGCGGGCCGGGACGGCGGCGCAUUGCACGCCGCCGAGAGCGGCAGUAGCAGCAGCGACGGCGGCAGUAGCAGUGGCGGCAGUAGCAGUGGCGGCGGCGGCGGCGGCUACUUCCCCUACCCGGCGAACGGCUGUUGCAUGUUGGCGCGGCUGGAGCUGCGGGGCGGCAGUAGCAUCUUCGGCUGCAAGGCCCAAGCCGCCGGCGGCGCCGUACGUGCGGACUCGGUGGGCGCUGUACUGCUGUACGGGGGCAGCUCCAUAUCGUACAACAGCGCCGCCACAGGCAACGGCGGCGCGCUGUCAGUUGCCUACCGGCUGGGCCGCCUGGUGGUGGCGGGCGGCAGCGGCAUGUACGGCAACGCGGCGCGGUCCGCCUCUGGCGGCGCGCUGGCGGCGGCGGCGAUUGCGGCGGUGGAGGUGGCGGGGGAGGGCAGCGCUAUGAGCGGCAACACAGCAGCGCUGGACGGCGGCGCCAUCGCCACUCAGGCCCUGGGCGCGCUGUCGCUGUCCGCGGGCGGCGCCGCCAGCCAGAACGUGGCGGACGGCGGCAGCGGCGGCUUCCUGCUGUUCGCGGGGGACGGCGGCAGUGGCGGCGGCAGCUCGCGGUGCGGGCCGCCGCCGAGCAGUCGCGAGCAGGUGCCGCGGCUGAGGCUGAGGCUGAGGGACUGCGUGAUGAGCCAGAACUGGGCCACACGCCGCGGCGGCGCCCUUGCCAUCGCCAACCCCUACACCCCCGUCUCCAGCCUCACCGCCACCAACUGCACCUUUGAGCGCAACAGCGCCAACUACGCCGGAGGAGCCAUUUGGCUACUGCUGCAAGACAGCGUGGUGCUACUGCCGCCGCCACCCCCGCCGCCGCCGCCAGCCCCGCCGCCGCCGCCAACCCCGCCGCCAGGGCCACGGCCGCGGCCGCUGUCACUGGUCCUCCUGGGCCGGGCGCCGCCCCCGGCACCGCCACUUUCACCCCUCCCAGAUAGCAGUGACAGCGGUAGCACCAGUGACGGCAGUAGCGGCAGCAGCAGCAGCACUGACAGCAGAAGCGGCCCGGCUGCCGCCUCGCCUCCCGAGGUGUUUGUCGGGGUGGAGGUGCGGGCAGACGCCCCGCCGCCGCCGCCGCCCGACGGCCAGCAACCGCUACAGCCCAGCCCGCCUGGCCUGCCGCCGCCGCCGCAGCGCCCACCCGGCGUGGCGCAGGCGGCGGCGCCGCCGGAGGGGGCGUUUCCUGAUGAGGGGGGCCCGGCUGAACACAGCAGCUUGCCCCCGCAACAGCAGCAGCCGCCGGCAGAGCUGCCUGGCGCGACGCCGCCUCCACCCCCACCGCCGCCGCCGCCCCCUCCAGAUGCUACAGCCGGCGGCGGGGCGCUGCCGCCGCCGACUGCCGUGCUACAGCUGCUGUUUGACGGCUGCAGCCUGAACGGCAAUUCGGCGGUGCUGGGGUCGGGGGGCGCGGUCGCACUGGAGCGGGAGGUGGGGUACGUGGACAUGACGAUCCACGACCCGCUGCGCCGUGUCAUUGGAUCCUGGAUCCAACCGCCUGCUGCUGCCGCCGAGCCAUCGAGCCGUGGUGGAGAUGGCAGCGGCAGCGACGGCAGUAGCAGUAGCAGUAGCGGCGGCGGCGGGGCGCGUCUGGAGCUUCCGCCGGCGGUGCGGUUGGUGUUCCGCAACUGCCGCCUGAUAGAGAACAGGGCGUCGGAGGCGGGGCCCGGCGGCGCCGUCAGCGCCGUCAGUCGCAGCAGCCUGGGGACCGUCACCGCCGCCGACAUAGUCAUGAGGAUGGAGUACGCCGCCAGCCAGCAGCCGCCGCCGCCGCCGCCACCCCCGCCGCCACCCCCGCCGCCGCCCUCGGCUCCGGCGGAGGGCCCCGGCGGUUCACCGACUGCUGCGGACGGUGGCGACGGCACUGGCGAUGGCAGUAGCAGCGACAGUAGCAGCAACGGUGAUGGAAGUAGCGACGGCAGUAGCAGCGGCACCGAUGGCAGCACCAGGGGCAGCAGCAGCAGCAGCGGCAGUAGCAGCUCCCCCUUUGAGCAGCUGAAUAGCCGCGGGCGCCGCCCGAUGCUGCGGCUGCUGACGCUGGUGCAAGCCCCCGAGCUGCAGGUGGUGUUUGAGGGUGGCGACACGCGGGUGGCCGACAACAGCGCCGGCGCCUCCUCCCUGUUCGCAAGCCUCACGGCGGCGGGCGCGGAGCCGCACGGCGGCGCAGUCAGCGUGCGGACCGAGCUGGCCGUGCAGCAGCUGGUGCUACUGCAGGUGGGCAUCCCCCUGUACUACGGCCAGCCCGACGGCGCCUACGAGCCGGGGGGGUCCCAGUCCUACGUCCAGCGAGACACCAGUGGCCGCACCCCCACGGCCGUCCUGGCUGACGCACUGGCGGCCACAGCCGCCGCCAACGCCGCCGGCGACGAGGCCGGGCGCUGGGGCGUGAGCGGCGUGCUGCCCGCGCCCUGCCGCGUCAUCCUGCGGCCCGGCAGUAGCGGCAGUAGCAGCAGUGGCGGCAGUGGCGGCAGUAGCGGCAGUGACGGCAGUAGCAGUGGCGGCGGCAUGCAGUGGGUCAACAACACCGCCAAGGGGCGGGGCGGGGCGCUGCAUCUGGCGGCGUGCUCGCUGGAGGUGAUCCCGUCCGGGCUCAGCAGCAGCAAUGACAAUGGCAGUAGCACUGGCAGUAGCAAUAGCAAUGGCAGUAGCAGCAGCAGUGGCCAGGUCGGGCCCGUGAUUGUGUUCGCCGGGAACGAAGCAGGUGUCGAUGGGGGCGCGGUGUCCGUUGAGCUGGAGGCUGCCGGCAGUAGCAGCAGCAGCAGUGCGGGCGCCGCCGCUGUGGGGCUGCUCCGGCUACUGCUUGAUGAAGCCAGGAACGCCUCCAGGCAGGCUGCAGCAGACGCGGCCGCGGUUGUAGCCGGCAGUAGCAGUGGCCGCCGCCGGCGGAGGCUGUUGCAGCAACAGGACAGUGGCACCGCUGCUACUGCCGCCGCCGGUGCUGCUACUGCCGCCAGUGAUCCUGGCGGUGGCGAGGUGGCGGCGCUGGAGCGGGCGCUGGCGGCUGUGGUUGUGCGGGGGCAGCCGCGGCUGGUCGUGUGGCCGCCUGCAGCCGCUGCAGCUGAGGCGGCGGCGGCGGCGGCGGCCAACGCAGCUACAGCCGCCGGUAGCGCUGUAGGCAGUGGCACGGCCAAUGCUACUGCUGCUGCUGCCGUGCUGUUCUUGGGCAAUGUCGCCCGCUACGGCCAGGGGGGCGCGGUGCGGGUGGAGCUGCACCCCCUGCUCGCGCCGCCGCGGCUGCAGCUGCAGCUGCGACAGCUGCUACAGCCGGGCUCGGGCACGGGCGCAGGCACGGGUGCGGCGUCACCUCCUCCCGGGCCUGCAGUCCCCGUUGCUGGCAGUAGUACCAGUGCCAAUAGCGGUGGCACCAGUGGCAGUAGCUCCUCCUCGCCAGGGCCACAGCAGCAGCAGCAGCAGGCGGCGGCGCUGGUGUGGAUGGAGGGCGUGGAGCUGCGUGCCAAUGAGGCCGGCUUCGGGGGCGGCGGCCUGGCGGUGGUCAGCCUGAGCGGCAAUAGCGACACGGCCGGCAGUAGCAGCGGCAGUAGCAGCAGCAGCGGUGAUGGCAGUAGCAGCGGCACCGGUGGCAGCAGCAGCGGCAGUAGCAGCGGUGGCAGUGGCAGUAGCAACACCGGUAGCAGCAGUGCUGGCAGUAGCAACAUUGUGGAAGCGGCCGUCCUGCGCCACACCCAGGAAGCAUCCGCCUUCUUGAACAGCCUCAACGGCAGUAGCAGCAGCAGCGUUAACGGCAGUAGCAGUGGCGGUAGCGCAGCGGUGCUACUGCGGCGCUGCAGCUUCGUCGGCAACCAGGUGACAGGCGUGGGCGCCGCCGCCGCCGCCGGCAGCGCCACAACCUGCGGCGGCGGCGGGCUGCAGCUGGUGGGCGGGCUGGCGGCGGCGGCGCUGGAGGGAGUGGCCCUGACAGGCAACGCCGCGGCGCCCACGGGGCGGCCUAGGGCGUGUGGCGGCGGCGGGGCGUAUGUGGGCGAGGGCGGCGCGGCAAUGCUGUCGGGCUGCCGGCUGGAGCGGAACACGGCCUCGGCCAACGGCGGCGGCCUGCUGUGCUCGUCCUGCUCCGCACUGCACGUGUACGGCGGCUGGCUGCGCGGCUGUAGCAGCGAGGCGGCCGGCGGCGGCCUGGCCCUGCAGGCCGACGGCAGUAGCAGCGGCGGCAGCAGUAGCAGCGAUGGCAGUAGCGGCGGCGGCGGCGGCUGGCGGGCGGCGCUGGUGGUUGUGGAGAUCUGGGGCAACCGGGCAGGGACCGGCGGCGGCGUCAGCGCCUGGGCACUGGCCUCCGGCAGUAGCAGCAGCAGUGGCAGUAGCGGCGGCAGUAGCAGCGGCUCGUGGCUACUGCUGCAGCAGUGCCGGCUAGCCAACAACUCCGCAACGGGCGUGGCUGGCGGCGGCGCGGCGGCUGUAGCAUCGCUGGGCCAGCCGGCCGCGAGCUACGGCGGCGCCGGCGGCGGUGUGUUUGUGGGCGGCAGCGUGGCGGCGGUGGUGAGUCGGUGCGACCUGUCGGCGGGCAACUGGGCAGGCGGCGCCGGAGCCUCCAUCGCCUCCGCCCAGCGCUGCCCGGGUGGCCUUGCCGCGACGCCGGCGGCGGCUGCUACAGCCGUGGCGGCGGCGGCCGCGCCCCAGCAGCAGCUGCUGCUACUGCCGGCGGGCGGCCUGCCGGUGGGGUCUUCGUGGGUGUCGCCGCCGCCGGCCGUGCCGUCACUGCUGCACCGUGCCCUGGCCCGCCUGGCCCGCUUCGCUCCCUCCCCCUCCUCCCCCUCCUCCUCCUCCUGCUGGCCGCUGGCCCUGGCUGACGUGGCGCUGCUCACCGCGCCGCAGGCCCUGGCCCUGGUGCAGCAGGCCAAUGCCACCACCAACAACAACACAAGCACCAGCAGCGCUGCCGCCACCGCCACCGCCACCGCCUCCCGCGCGGCGCUGUGGUUUGAGGACACCUAUGCGGAGGCGCUGGCGGUGGGCUGCAGCGGCGGCGGAGCCCAGGCGCUGGCGGGCAUGCAGACGGCGGCGGCGGCGGCGGCGGAGGGCGGGAACAGCGGUGGGUGGCUCAAAGGCGAAGCGGCGGGUGGCGACGGCGGCGCAGAGCAGGACGUGACGGCGGCAGCCCUGUUAAUAGACAGCAGCGGCAGUAGCAGCGGCAAUGGCUCGGCUACAGCCACCACCACCAGCGAGCGGCUGCGGGCGCAGCAGCAGCGGGUGGGGCUGGGGCUGGCGACGUGUGUGGCUCGGCAGGUGGAGGCGGCGGCGGGGCCGCAGGCGGCGGCGGACUUUGCCAACGCCACCAGCAGCAGUAGCAAUGGCGGCAGUAGCAGUAGCAGUGGUGGCAGUAGCAGCCCGCUAUCGCGUUUGGCCGCAGCGCUCCUCUACCUACCGCCGGCCCGGCUCCGUCUGGUGGGGGUGGCGCUGGCGGCGACGGGGCAGGGGCAGGGGCAGCAGGGGGCGGCGGCGGCGGGGGCUUCCAGUUUGGUUAUGACCGUGCCUGACACGGAGGCGGGGGCCGAGGGGCUCGGCAGCGGGCUGCUGCUGCUGGCAGGUGGGGCUGCUACAGCCGAGGCGGCAGCGGCUGCGGCUGCAGCUGCUACAGCCGCCGCGGCGGCGGCGCUGCGGUUCGGGGUGGAGCCGGCGGCGGUGCGCGUGGCGCCGUCACUGCAGCUGCCCACGGGUCAGCCCUUCGCUCUGGCCCUGGAGCUGGUGGACGGCGCCGGACAGCGCGUGGCGGACCACAGCCAGGUGGUUGUGGAGCUGACGGUGAGCCCCGCCGCCCGCGCCGCACUCACCGCCUCCUCAUCCUUCGCAGCGCCCGUGCUGGCGGGGGCGGCGCAGUGGUACGGUGUGGCGGCGCGCGGCUGGCCCGGACCCGUGGCCCUCCACUUCACCGCCGUCAGCCGCACCGGCGACUACUCGAUCCCGCCGCUGUCGGUGCCCGCCGCGCUGCUGCCCUGCGGCCUUGGCGAGCAGCUGGCAGCCGGCCGCGACGCCGCCCCGCCCCCCUGGACCGCCUGUGCCGCCUGCGCCGCAGACGAGUUCGGACUGUGGACAGACACACGCGGCAGCAGCAGCAGCAGCAGCACCCACAUUGGCAGUAGCACCUCCAUUGGCAGUAGCAGCAACGGCAGUAGCAGCGGCAACGUCUCGGGGGACGGCGUGGUGGCGCUGAUCGACGGCGGCGCGGGCGCGGGGGCUGUAGCAGCGGCCAUGCUGGCAGCCCUGGCGGGCGCGGCGCCCUGCUACAACUGCCCGCCCAACGCGGUGUGCCCGGGCGGGCCGCUGCUACUGCCGCGGCCGGGCUUCUGGCACUCGGCCGCCAACAGCAGCGCAAUGCAGCGCUGCCCGCAGCCGGACGCGUGUGUGGGCGACGGCGCGGCAGGCGGCGUGGGCGACCCCGUCAGCGCCCUACUGGCACGUCUGGCGGCGCAGGCGCAGCAGCAGCAGCAGGGGCAGCAGGGGCAGGCGCCUCUGGCAAAGAAGCGGGCGCUGCUGCAGGCUGCAUCGCCAUCACAGGCAGUAGCAGGAGCAGCAGCAACCGGCGCCGCCGAUUCGGGCUGUAGCAGCGGCGGCGGCAGUAGCAGCGCCCUGCCGCGGCAGUGGCAGGCGCCCUCUCUGCGGCAGUGUCAGGAGGCGUGGUACGCCAGCAACCCGCCCGGGGCGGCGGUGCUGGCGGCCCUAGCAGCCUACCAGGCAGACAUGCGGCUGCAACUGAUACAGCCUGCUGCGGGCGCCUCAGGCAACGGCAGUAGCGGCAGUAGCAGCAGCAGCACCGGGUGCCUGCCGGCAAGCAACGCCACCGCUAUUGGUGCAGCGGCUACGGCGGCUGCUGGGGAGCUGGCGGGGGAGGGGGGUUUGGAGCUGCUGCGCCCGUGUGUGCUGUGGGGUUUGGCUGACACGCACCCGCUGUCGUACAUGGCUGCCCAGUGCGCCGAGGGGUACGCGGGCAACCUGUGUGCCGCCUGCCGCCCGGGCUACUUCAUUGACGCCGAGUUCGAGUGCCAGCGGUGCCCGGGUGCGGCCCAGACGGCGGUGCUGGGUGUGGUGGCGGUGCUGCUGUCCUCACUCACAGUGCUCUACACCGCCUUCGCCACAUUCGCCGAGGACCAAACCAACACCGCCAGCGUGAACGCCAGUGAAAUCUUCAAGGUGCUGGUGGUGCAUCUGCAGUUCUUUGUGAUCGUGACGCGCCUCAACAUCUCAUGGCCCCAGAUCAUACAGACCAUGAGGGCUGUCAUGGCCACGGUGACGGGCGCCGAGAACUACGUCACCUUCAGCCCCUCCUGCCUGCUGCCCGCCGCCCGAUACGACCCCCCCCACACACACACCGGCACCGGCACGGGCGGGGGGGAUGAUGGCGGCAGUAGCGGCAGUAGCGGCAGUAGCGGCAGUGGCGGCAGUAGCGGCAGUGGCGGCUACAGCGCUGCCUCGGCCGAGGCGCAGCUGGCGGGCGGGCUGCUACUGCCGCUGGCGGUGGUGGGCGUCAGCUGCGCCGUCUGGACCGUACGGCACCAGCUAUUUGGUCAGGCGUUGCUGAAGCGACUCAGCAACAGGUCAGGCGGCGGCGGUGGCGGCCCGGGCUCGGGACGGGGCGCCAGUGUGCUCGGCCUCGGCGGCGGCGGCGGCGGCAGUAGCACCGGCGGCGGCGGCGGCGGCGGCGGCGGCAGUAGCAGCAGCGGGCUGUGGAAGGCGCUCACACUGGCCACCCGGCGGGGCGGCGGAUCGCUCUGGCGCCGCAGUGACACCAGCUCCACCGGUGGCGGCGGCGGCAUGGGCUCGGGAGGCGGCGGCGGCGGCGGCGGCGGUAGCAGUGCCGUCAUGCGGCGGGCCGGGCGGCGGGCGGCCAUAGCCGCAGAGAUCCUGGCGACCAUGGCGGUGCGGCAGGACAGCAUAUUCGGCAGUAGCGCCGGCAGUGGCGGCAGUGGCGGCAGCUACAGCCUCAGCCCGUGCGAGGAGGAGCAGGAAGACGAGCUGCGGGAGAUGGAUGGGGAGGAGGAGGCUGGUGGGCAGGCUGUUGGGAAGGCUGGCGGGGAGGUGGGAGAGGUGGGCAAGGAGCGAGAGGAGAAACAGGCGAAGGAGGGGAGGGAGCCAGCUGGAAACGGGCACAGCAAUGACGGCGGGAAAUGGAGUGGAGAGGCGGCGGCGGACGACGGAUCGUCGGCGGCUGCGCCGGCAGUCACGGCGCCUGCGGCGGCGGCGGCGGCGGGCUUUGCUGCUGCAGUUGAACCGGCGGAGACUCUGCUCGGCACGGGCUGCAGCGGCAGCAGCAGUAGCAGCAGCAGUCCUCGGCAGCUACAGCCGCGGCAGCUACAGCCACAGCCACAGCUACAGCCGCAGGUGUGGCUCGGCAACCCUCUGGCUGAGGAUUGCGGCGGCGGCAGUAGUGCGGGUGCGCCACCCGGGGGCCGGCGGCGGGCGCGGAGCACCUCAGGGGGCUGGUGGCGGCGGCGGCGGGCGGUGGCCGAAGGCGCCUCCCGGCCCGAACCCGGCCCCUGCGCCGCGGCUGCAGCUGCUGCGGCGACCGCAGCUGCCAUUGCCAGGGCAGGGGCGGGGUCUUGGCGGCCGCUGGCCCCUGCCGCCGCCGCCGCCGCCUGCUCGCGUGGCGGCCCGCCCUCGGCCUUUGCCGCGGCGCACCUUGACCUGCUGGAAGACGAGGAGGAGGAGGGGGAGGAGGAAGAGGAGGAGGGAGUUGGGUUGCGGGAGCAGGCGGGGGGUGCGAUGUCGGGCCGGGAGGGAGGCGCGGGGCAGCGGCAGCAGCGGCACUGCCCACUGCCCACCACCACCUUCUCAGUGCUCCGCCAGUCCCACACCAAACACCAACAGCAGCAGCAGCAGCAGCAACAGCGGCCGCCGCCGUUGCAGCGCUGUGUGCGGUUCUCGGACCCGGGUGCCAGUGCCGGUGCUGGCGGCAGCGAGGGCGGCGGCGGCGGCGGCGGCGGCGGCGGCAUGGCGGCGCAAGUCGGGCCCAACAGCGGCAGCGCCAGCGCCAGCGGCAGUGGCCAGCUGUCAUCGCAGGCGUCACUGCUGGCAGCAGCCUGCAGCGCCGGCCACCCGUCACUGCCGCCGCCGCCACACUUGGCUCUGGCCAUUGACACAGUGAUGAAGCCGGCGGCGGCGGCGGCGGCAGCGGCGGAACGCGGCGUUGAAGGCGGCGGAGGGAGUGGCGGUGCGGGUGCGACCGACGCUGCGGCUGCGGGUGCGGCAGCGGCUGCGGCGGGUGGGGGUGGGGAGCGGGCCGAGCAGCCCCUGCGGGCACAGCAGUCCGCGCCCGGCUGCCUCAGCCCCUCGGCCGGCGGCGCCAGAGUGCCCCUGGCGGUUCAGCUGCUGGUGCUUGUGUUGAUCGCGCUGUUCAUCCUGUACCCCGCACUGGCGCAGGUGUCGCUGUCGGUGUUCUCCUGCUACCGCAUCGACACCGGCGGAGGGCCCUACCCCGAGAUGCAGCGGGCCGGUUUCACGGUGAUCAGCCUUGUGAGUAUGGCCGCCGCCCCGCUGCGCAGCCGGCUGCUGGUGGUGCUGGAGUUCCUGUCGCUGGGCGUGCUAAGCAAGCCGCAAAACACAAACGGCAGCGGCGGCGGCGCCGCCAGUAAGGCCAAAGGCGCCGGCGGCAGUAGCAAAGGCGCUGGCAGUAGCAAGGCUGGCGCCGGCGGCGGGGCGCCCCUCCGCAGCGGCACCCGCAGUAGCACCGCCAGCAGCAGCCGCCGCAGCGGCAGCGGCAGCCGCAGCGGCAGCCUGCCGAAGCGCGGCAGUAGCAGCAGCGGGGUCGGCGGCAGUAGCAGCGGGGUCGGCAGUAGCGGCGGCGUCAAGCUGGCGGCGUCCCGGGCGGGGACGCUGAUGUCCCGGGCGCGGGCGGCGGUGCGGCCGCUGGUGGUGGAGGUGGUGCCACUGCGUGUGGCCAAGAGGGUGCGCGACAUGAACGCGCGGUGCUACACGGGCACACACCUGGCCCUGUACGUGCCGCUAGGAGUGGCUGCGGUGUGCCUGUUCUGUCUGGCUCCGCCCGCCGCCUCCGCCGCCGUCAUGUGGGUGCACCGGCGGCGGCUGGACGAGUACCACACCGCCCAGACCUACGUCACCAUCAUGCUCGGGCUGUUCGGUAUGGACCGCGCGGCGUCCAUGAACUUCAGUCAGGGCUCGGACCUGGCUCUGGGUGUGGUGAUCCUCGCCCUCAACGCCGCCUUCCUGCUGGGCCUGCUCACCGCCCUGGCCGCCCACUCCGCCUCCCUGCUACGGCCGCUGCUGCAGCCGCCCGCGCAGGCGGCGGCGGCGGCGGCGCGCGCCGUGGCGGUGCGGCUGCUGCCGGCGGCGGCGGGCUGGCGGUGCUGGGCCACGUGCGUGGAGGAGCAGGGGGUGGCGGAGGGGGAGCAGGGGGAGCAAGGGGAGGAGGAGGAGGAGGGGCAGGGGGGUGGUGGGGGGCCGGUUGGGCAGGUGGGGCUGGUGCUGGCGGAGGGGGAGGCUGUGGGUGUGCCGGUGGGGCGGCGGCAGGGGAAGGCUUAGGCGGUGGGGAGGAGGGGGGGUGGACGGCGGUCAUACGUACAU
Molecule: messenger RNA, 16238 nt
Organism: Chlamydomonas reinhardtii
Lineage: Eukaryota; Viridiplantae; Chlorophyta; Chlorophyceae; Chlamydomonadales; Chlamydomonadaceae
Exons: 53
Coding region: 183-16196 (5337 amino acids)
Biological process (GO): double-strand break repair via homologous recombination; protein deubiquitination
Molecular function (GO): ubiquitin binding
Source: RefSeq, a predicted model, not a curated record